Messenger RNA from Schistosoma turkestanicum, 2313 nucleotides. The record is from the annotation of a GenBank genome assembly. Lineage: Eukaryota; Metazoa; Platyhelminthes; Trematoda; Strigeidida; Schistosomatidae.
GCCACGAAUAAAUACUUAAUCUUUUAAUUCCAGAAAUAAUACUUGGAAACAUGAUACAUAAUUCAGUGCACUUGUUUUUGGAAUAAAUUUUUAUCAAAAAUCAUCGUUUUGAAGUUUUAUCUGGAAAGCAUGGAUGAUAGUGUUGUCACAGUUUCACAGAUUCUUGAAGCUUUCCGUAUACAUUUGCGGAAAUGGAAUUUAAAAUGUGAAAGCCGCGAAGUCGCACCUACAUCUGCCUCAUCCUAUAGCGAGCCGGCAGUUAGCAAAGACCAAACCAAUUUUUUUCUCAAAGUUGCUGACUUCGUGCGGCUUUGUGAAGAGUCAGGAUGUUUAAACCGUAUGUCUCUGAGCAAACUGCUUCAAGAGAUACUCUCGUCACACAUAUCUGCAAGUGUUGUGGCUUCACUGUUACAUCGUAUCUAUCACUCCUCAGAUACUUGGCCGUCUUUUUCAGCUGGUUUUUUCUCGGUCUUGCAUACACUCCCUUGUGCUUCAAUACCCAAUUUCUACUUUGAUUUUCCGGGCGAUGAGUUUUCUAAUAUUUCAUUACCACCCACGGAUAAGUGGCCAAGCCACAAUGGUUGGACGUUUCACUGUUGGAUGUACAGAAAACCUUUCAUAACCAAGGAUAAAAUGCAUUUAUAUUGCUUUCAAACAAAUGACCGGUUAGGAUUCUCAGCUUAUUUUGUUAAUGAGGUUCUAUUCUUAUCCGUUAGUCGUGAUAAAAAGAAGGUCGAUGAAUUUCCGAUCAAUUUCUCCUUCUGCCUUCAUGAGUGGUUUAUGCUUACAAUUGUUCAUUCUUCUAUGCGCUGGAGCGGGAGUAAUAUUAUUUGUUACGUUAAUGGUACUUUGGUGUCGAGUGUCGACACUACGUGGCAUUUAAAUGCCAGUGAGGUUUUUAGAACAUGUUUAAUUGGUCAGUCUAGUGACUCUAAAAAUGGAGAUGGUUUUCAUGGCCAUAUAUCUAGCAUAAUGGGAUUUGUAGAGGCUCUUACACCUGAACAAAUCAAUUAUAUUUAUUCAUUAGGUCCAAAAUACCAAGGUCAUCUCCGUUUUGAAGCUGAUGUCUGUAAUGAAUCUUCUUCUAAACAAACCGAAACGAUUAGUGACCUUAACAAGCUGUACAACUCACUUGUAUUUGCAUAUUCCCCUCUUUCUUGUGAUGGUCGGUUAUGCCUUAAUCAAGCUGUGAAUUCUCAUCAGCCAAACCAGACAUCUUUUCACGCUUUUAUGAAUGGGAAUGUUUCUACAGUAAUAAACAUUUCAGUGUCAGAUUUACUUAUUCAACUUGGUGGUAUGCAAUUGUUGUAUCCACUAUUCAGUCGUUUAGACUGGCCUAUUGAAAAAUCUGUUGCUUUUGAAAAUCAAUCAGAUGUACUGGAAAUCCUCGCUCUUCAUCCAUCUUUUGCUAAUCUUCAACUUUCUACACCUGAAAUGCCAACAAUUCUAAUACGUUUUAUAUUUGGUCUAGUUCGUAUAUCAUCAACAUUAAGAAAUCAAUUUGUUACAACUAAAGGUUUACUUAUUAUUUCCAAUGCAUUAAAUCAAUCAAACAUGAAACAUUUAACAAAGAAUUUAUUAAAUGAAUUUAUCAAUUUUAUGUUAUAUUUAAUUAAAACAAUUAAAUCAACUACUACUACACAUGAUGAAUUCAUUAUUCACAAUACUACUACUACUACUAGUAGUAGUAGUACUAGUACUAGUAGUAAUUUAACAUCAUCAAAUGUGAAUAUUUUCAUAAUACUUAUCAAACAAAUGUAUGGUUAUGUGUUGAGUAAUUCAGAACUAUGGUGUAAAGCUGCAUUAGAUGUUCAAGAACAAUUAUAUCAAUUUUUAGCAACUGAUUUUAUGGAAGUUGUUGAUUUGGGUUAUAUUGAACGAAUUGGUACUAUAAUUCAUUGUUUAAAUACAUUAAAAUACUAUUUAGCAUUGGCAAAUCCUCGUGCACGAAGUGGCUAUGAACUUUGUACACCAGAUCAUGAAAUAAUUGGUCCAGUUGAAAAGUUGGUUAAACUUCGUACAAAUUUAUUGAUUUAUUUGAAACGUUUAUUUACACGUGGUGGAAUUAUGGAUAAUGAGAUGCAAUUAAUUUUAGCCUUUUUAACUACAGUUCAAGAGCCAGAAAAUAUUCACGAUGUAGUCUAUUUAUUAGUCAGUACGUUAAUUGAAUUUCCUAGUACAUGUGGUCAAGUAUUUGUUCGUACCAAUGGAAUUCAUUGUGUAUUCAAAUUACUCACUUCAGAAGAUGAACAUGUUCGAAUUUAUGCUAUCAAAUUAUUCGGAUUAUAUCUUAUGUAUGGGAAAACAUUGUAA